Perognathus longimembris pacificus (Pacific pocket mouse) is the source of this 4430-nucleotide messenger RNA. It is a transcript of the gene Tigd4, whose product is annotated as tigger transposable element derived 4. The record is from RefSeq and is a predicted model, not a curated record. The transcript is spliced from 3 exons. The coding region runs from base 1460 to 3007 and encodes 515 amino acids. Gene Ontology annotation, molecular function: DNA binding. Lineage: Eukaryota; Metazoa; Chordata; Mammalia; Rodentia; Heteromyidae. Gene Ontology annotation, cellular component: nucleus.
GAUCUAGACUUGCUAUAUAAAAAGUUACAUGCUUUUGUCUACUAUCUUGGCUGUGGUAGGGCAGAGACAUGGAUUCUAGGAAGGUAGAAGGGGGCCCAUCUGGGGCCCUCCCUGUGAGUAUUCUCAGAGUACUCGUGGGCUUAUGAGUCCUGCUUCUCGCAUAUGUGUAACAUGGGAUUCUUGCUUCCAUGUAUCUAUGGGAUUUCGUGAAAUCCCUGGACUGUAGAUUCUGAAGACUGAAAAGACUUGAGCUGACAAUGAGAAGAGGCACUCAUCAUGUAUUUGUCAAGUACUAUUCUAAGUGCUUUAUACUCAAUCUCUGGAUCUCACUGAACGUGAAAUCACCCUGUGAAGUGAUGGGAGAGUGACUCUCUUUUACAGAUAAGGCCUCAAUGGUAAGGACAUGAAGUAAGAUUACAUUAAGUGCUAAAUAGCAGAGUUACUUCUCAAUUCAGAUCUGUUAUUCCCGAAGCCCAUGUCAUUCUGUAUGUCCCUUUUGUGUACAUGGGUAGUAGAGGUUGUGAGAAGGUAAGAUCACAAUCCCUCUUCUUCCUGCUUCAUCUAGAUCUUUUUACUUCACUAUUUCCUCUUUUAAAAAGUAUUUAUUGCCAUGCCUUAUCUCAAGUAUUUCUGGCCCAUGUAUACAUUCAUCUAAGUGUUACGCUGAUGCAAAAGUUACUGGAGUUUUAAGCUCUUAGGUAGAAUGAGGCUUAUAUAUAUUUUUUAAUGGAAUUAUCAAUUACUUGAUUAGAUUUCUUUUUUAGUGAAGCAUUUUCUCCAAGACUCCUAUAAAGAGACACUGUCCCCAUGUGCUAUUAAAAGUUGAGCCUCAUGACUGGUGUCUGACUGUUAUUUCUUUUAGCAAAGUCAGAGGGUGCAGUCUGUGAUCUCAUGUAAAAAAAAAUAGCCACCAAGGGCAUACCAAGCAUUCGUUUUAGAUCUUUAAUUUUGGUAAGUCCACAUUUUCAACACAGAUUAAAUUUGUCUGAUUUAUUUCAGAAGUAUAUAUUCCCAAGGAGUCCAAGACAAACGAAUUCAAAUGCACAGCGUAGAUCUACAGAAUACAGAGAAGCACUUCUGAAGCCUUUGGUGGAGAAUUAAUAAAAGCGCACAUGGAUAAAAUGAUCAUCUUAAAGGAUUUCAGCUCCAAAAAUAUAUCAGCAGGACUGGACAGGCUUGACAUAAUGAGAUUUCUAUUUUAGCUUGACUUUUGGAACUCUGAGUAAACUAUAAACUGGGCUACCCGAGAUCCUAGGAAGGAUUAUUUUCCUUCUUCGGAUCCUUUGAAAAAGGAUAUUUAGUCGCCAGUUUCCUGAGGAAUAAGACUUAAGUAGACAUCUUCCAGUGUCUAAUAUAUGAAGUAGAUAGAAAGGAGCAAUCCGUGUCAUUCUGUAAAACAAAUCAAAGAAACUGAUACUGGGCAGGAAGAGGAGAAAUCUGUAUCCAAACGAGAGAGGAGAUGGCAGAAGCACCUGUGGAUCCCUCAACUCUGCCUGUAACUGUGAAGAAAAAGAAAAGUCUGUCCAUCGAGGAAAAGAUUGACAUCAUAAAUGCAGUGGAAAGUGGCAAGAAAAAAGCCGAGAUUGCAGCUGAAUAUGGAAUAAAGAAAAAUUCACUGUCUUCUAUUAUGAAGAACAAAGAUAAAGUUCUAGAAGCCUUUGAAUCGCUGAGAUUUGAUCCAAAGAGGAAAAGACUGAGAACUGCUUUUUAUACUGAUCUGGAAGAGGCAUUAAUGAGAUGGUAUCGAAUUGCUCAGUGUCUAAAUGUACCAGUUAACGGGCCAAUGUUGCGUCUAAAAGCUAAUGAUUUUGCCCAGAAACUGGGACAUAAUGAUUUUAAAUGCAGUAAUGGUUGGCUGGACCGUUUUAAAUCCAGAUAUGGUUUAGUAUUCAGAGCACAACCUGUAGAAGCCACAGGCCUAUCAGUAGACCCAUCGUCUGUCUGGUACCAAAAUAUUCUCCCUUACUAUUUAAAUGAUUAUCAUCCUAAAAAUGUUUUUAAUAUCAAAGAGACUGGACUCCUUUAUCGAAUGUUACCUACAAAUACAUUUGCAUUUAAAGGAGAAACUUGCUCCAUUGGAAAAUUGUACAAAGACAGAAUAACUCUGGCGGUUGGUACAAAUAUGGACGGCUCAGAGAAACUUCCUUUGCUUGUCAUUGGGAAAAACCGAAGUCCACAUUGCUUCAAAGAUCUAAAGUCACUGCCUGUGUAUUAUGAAGCUAACAGAAUGGCCUGGAUGACCCCAGAUAUCUUUGAACAGUGGAUGCAGAAGCUCGAUGAGAAGUUUCAAGCCCAGCAACGAAGAGUGGUGAUUUUUGUUGACUCCUUUCCUGCACAUCCGGAGGUAAAGAACCUAAAGUCCAUUGAGUUAGCAUUCUUUCCAUCAUGUUUAUCUUCUAAGUUCGUAGCUAUGAAACAAGGUGUUAUUAAAAGCCUUAAAAUCAAAUAUCGACACUGUCUUAUCAAGAAAUUCUUAAGCUCUGUUGAAGGUAGCAAAGAAUUUACAUUUUCACUGCUGGACGCAGUUGACACGCUGCAUCUCUGUUGGAGGGCUGUGACCCCAGAGACAAUUGUUAAAAGCUAUGAAGAAGCAGGAUUCAAGUCUCCGAAGGGAGACAAUGACUCAACCAAUGUGGAGAGUGCCACGGAUCUUGAUUUGGUGGCGCAUGCCCUGGGGGCGGGAGUGGAAUUUCCUGAAGGUUUGUCUAUAGAGGAGUACGCCGCCCUGGAUGAUGGUUUGGAGACUUGUGAAGCAACGCCAAGUGAGGACUUGGAAUGGACCAAAGCCAGGAGACGUGAUGAGACUGGACUUUAUACUUCUGAUGAUGAAGAAGAAGAAGAAGAAGGGGAAUGUCUAGGAUCGGAAUCCCUUCUACCAUCAAAAGCAGAAGCAGUUACUGCUUUAGACACCCUUAAAAAAUUUCUUAGAAGUCAAGAUAUGAAUGAUGGACUUCAUGACUCUUUAGCAGACCUUGAAAAUUUUAUUAACUCCUUAUCACCAAAAUAAUUAUGUAUCGUACAUCUCAAGAAUAAUAACUUCCUGAUGUAUUUUUAUCAUAUGAGAUAUGCAAAGAGAAAUACCACUUAAAUAUGAAAAUUAAAAAAAAAACUAGUCUUUGGCUUAAUCACCAAAGCCUUUGAUCUGAAUAGUUAAGUAAAUAAAUAAUGAUAAAGCCAGUAAAAAUGUAAAAUUCUACUGAGCAAGAUUUCAGGGAGUAGAAAAUAUAUUUCAGAAUCUUUGUACUUGAAAAUGAUAUAUAUACAUAUAAUGUAUAUAUACACACAACUCUUCAGCUGUCUAAGUUAUACAUAUUAAACUGAUGAUUUUUUUGUGUUUUUUUAAGUUUAGAUCAUGUUCUAGAAUAAUUUACGUAGUAUAAGAAACAAACUCAGUAGUUUAAAUGCUUAUUUUUAUAAGGUUAUACAUAUGCUGUAUUGUUCUAACUAAACUUUUAAAUACCAAAGUCAUUUCAAGUUAUUUUUCUUAUCUUUAAUCUUCCUUAUAAAAAUGACAUAAAAUAUUAAUGAUGAAUUUUGACCUACUUGUGCACCAAGAUGUUUUAAAGUAUACAUUACUACUUUCAGGUGUCAUGAAUAUAAGGUCAAAUGUAAAACUACAACCCUAUCAAGUUUUGUGUCAUUGAUCACCAGAAGAAAUGGGUCCUUCUAAAUAAUACAUGUGUCUAAUGGAAAAAUGCUUUAGUAGAAUAUGUAUUAAACUUACAUCUAUUUUAGUAGGAUUAAUUUUAAAAUAUAUAUUUGAAGAAUCAAAUGUAGUUACUAAAAAAGAAAAUAUGUGGUGCUUAAAUAAUUAAUUAUAACAGCUCAAGCUUUUAAUUUAUGUUAUUUAAUUAUUGAUUUUUUUUCCAGGAAAAACAAAAUGUCAUUUUAGCAUAUUUUGGUAGUUAAACUUUUUUCUCCUAAAUUUAAUAUUUUGGAUUUAAGUUGUUUGAGAAGGUUUUAUAUACAGAAUCCUUUAAAAGACUGAAAUUACUUAAUUUCUAUCCAAAAAAGUUUUUAAACAGAAAAUUAUAACAAUGUCAGACUUUUCCAUUAUUCAGUAUAAAAUAGUAUGCUUAUUUAAUUUACACCUAUUUUAGGUACCCUUUGAAAAAUACUUUUUAAAAAUGCAAAGCAUCCAGAUUAUUUUAUUAUGAAUUAUUAAUCUGCCAACAGAUAACACAUUUGGAAAACAUAUUUGUAGAAGCCAUUUUUAUUUUUCACUGUUGAUUUGCUCUACUUUUGAGACUUACUAAGAACUUUCAAAAUAUAUUAAUAGUUUGGAAGUUUCUUUUAUAAUAAAACAUGGAUUAUUAAAAUUCAAAGCAUCUUCCCAAUGAUUCAAUUUAAAUGUUUAGUUUGGUUGAAACAUGGACCUAAAGGAGCUCUUAAAAGCCCCAUUUCCUUCUCGUUCUCCCUCCCUCCCUCCC